AUGGAAUCAUCAAUGAAAAUAUUAUUAUUUUUAUUGAUCGUUUUGAACGGUUUUUUCAUAAGUUGUUAUCAGUACGCGGACGAUGAUAAAAUAAUACCGUAUUCGACGAUAAGAAUGAGAAGAAAAUUAUUUUCGAAAAGGAGACACAGAACCAUAUGCAAUUUCGAAAACGAUGAGAAAAACAACGAAAAACUUCGGGAAGUGGUCAAAUAUUCGAAUUUCGUUUUUACCGGUAAAGUUUUGAGUUAUUACGAAGAAUCGAAAACGAAUGGUGUCGCGAGAAAAAAAUCGAUGUUGAUCGAUGGUGUCAAUGAUGGCGACGGUGUCGGUGUCGGUGUCGGUGGUGAUAAUAAUAAAAAACAAGAAAAACGUCAUAAUAAUAAUAAUAAAAAAUCGAAAAAGUUAAAAUCGGGUAAGAUAAAAUCGUCGUUGAAAUCGUUCGAAACGAAUAACACGAUCGACGUUAAUAUAAAAAAUUAUUAUUAUUAUGGUAAAGAAAAGAAAAAUGGCGAAAAAUUUGUCGUGGAAAUAAAAAGAGCCAUCAAAGGUGGAAAAGAAUUAUCGGAAUAUAGUAGAGUGAUUGUUAACGUGCCGAAAGAAUUUGUUUCCGGCGUGGAAAUAACAUCGGAUCCGACGUUAAAUACGAAUUGCGUUGAAUUUCAUCCCGUUUUGAAAAUACGUUCGACCGCCAUUUUAUUGACGAAAAAACUUAACGGAAGUAAAAUUUUGGAAUUAACUUAUUUUCCGGUUGCCAUGACUCUAAGACAUCUGGAUAAAGUGGAUGCUGCUGUUACAGGUAGGAAAAACAAACAUUUAUUUAUUUAUUUUUUCAUUUUGUUUUCUCGUUAA
Messenger RNA from Pediculus humanus corporis (human body louse), 849 nucleotides. RefSeq lists its product as uncharacterized. NCBI's taxonomy places the organism in Eukaryota, Metazoa, Arthropoda, Insecta, Psocodea, Pediculidae. Bases 1 to 849 code for a protein of 282 amino acids. The record is from RefSeq and is a predicted model, not a curated record. The transcript has a single exon.